GUUGCCCGCCUUUGCCACAGAGCAAAAUGAGACAGAAAAAUGGCGGACGUCAGGAAAAUCUGUCCUGAGUCUUUGCCCUGUCGUCUAAGCUAUUCGCGAAAAACGUCAUUCCAGGGGAAGCUUUUUAUACUUCUUUGCAUACUUAAAGUGGACACCGGAGGAGCUACGACCCACUGGGUUGUCACAGAGGAUGGAAAAAUACAACAACAGGUUGACUCACCUUUGAAUCUGAAGCAUCCACUAGACGUUGUGAUCUUCAUGAGGCAAGAGACUCGUGUUAACUACCUUAAGAAGCUGGAAAAACAGCUUGUGGCGCAAAAAAUUCACAUUGAAGAGAAUGAGGAUAGAGACACAGGGCUGGAACAGAGACACUACAAAGAGGAUGCAGACUGUGUCAUGGCUAAGGUUCCCCUGGGAGACCUGGACCUUUAUGAUGGCACUUAUAUUUCCCUAGAAAGCAAAGACAUCAGCCCUGAAGAUUUUGUGGAUUCUCGGUCAGCUCUGCCCCCAGAUCUAGAAAAGCCUGACUGUGCGGUGUUUGAACUACCAUAUAGUAUCCAUGCUUUCCAGCAUCUCAGGGGUGUGCAGGAGAGGGCAAACUUGACCUCCCCACUGCUUUCUAAGGAGGAUCCCAUUUUUAGUUCAUUGUCUCAUAAACUGGGCCGCAGUGUGGAUGAUGUGGGCCAUCGCAUCCAUCACGGCUUACUGAGGAACUCCUCGUCCUGGGUGCUUUACAACAUGGCGUCUUUUUACUGGCGUAUGAAGAAUGAGCCCCAGAGAGCAGUGGACUGUGUGGUUCGUGCUCUGCAUUUCUCUCCAAGGGAGCACAAGGAUGUAGCUCUAAUCAACAUGGCCAACAUCCUGCACCGUGCCCAUUUCUCAGCUGACGCUGCUAUUCUUGCUCACGCUGCCCUGGACCUUACCUCAGAUCUCUUCACCAGCCACUACACCUUAGGCAACAUUUAUGCUAUGCUUGGGGAAUACAACCACUCAGUGCUGUGUUACGAGCAGGCUCUGCAGGCCCAGCCAGGCUUCGAGCAGGCCCUGAGGAGGAAACAUGCCGUGCUCUGUCAGCAAAAGCUGGAGCAGCGCCUGGAAGCCCAGCACAGAUCCCUGCAGCGGACACUGAAUGAACUGAAGGAGUACCAGAAGCAGCAUGAUCACUACCUCCGCCAGCAGGAGGCACUGGACAAACACAAGCUGCUGCAGGAAGAGCAGAUCCUGCGCAACAUUAUCCAUGAGACCCAGAUGGCCAAAGAAGCCCAACUUGGGAACCAUCAGAUGUGUCGUCUGGGUUAUAAGCAUCUCAGCCUCUACUGCCCCUUUGACCUGCCUGUGCGCUAUCACCGUGGCGAUCUGUUUGAGCAUGUCAGCUUUGUUCAAUUUGGGGAGGAGGUCUCAGUGGCCUCCAGCAUGGCGCUUGUGUCAGAGCGCAAUUCCAACCAGACGGUAGCCAGCCCCCAGCUCCACCCCUCCGUGUCCGGAGACCAGGACCCUGCCGCUGCUCUCUGGGGCAGCCGUCUGGAUUACACACAGGACAUACAGAGGAUGCUGUGGCCUCAGAGGAGCGACUGUGCUCACGAGUACCCGAGUGUUCCCCCCGCUCACCUGCUGCCAACCUUCUACCUUCCCCCUGAAACACAGGGCCUCAGCCCAGUGGCAACUCUCCUCUAUGGGAGCAGUCCUCCUCUGACGGUAGCUCUGCCAAACUGUGGUCCCGUUCCCCAACCAUACCCAGCCCUCCUGCCUGCUUCAAUAGACUGGCCUCUGGAAGAAAAGAAGCUCCCAGAUCCCUCUGCCUCCCAGCAUCGGCUUUAUUUAGGCCAAUACUGGUCCAUAAUAUGUGCCAGGCUCGGCUGCGGACAACUCUGCCCUUUUAUUCGAACUGGAGCCACUGUCCCCUGCUGGCAGACCCACAGUGAGGCGGCUCUAUUCUGGCGCGCCAAAGGCAACGGCAGCCUUGCCCUGCAGUGCUUGCGCCAAGUGUUGAGCUCUGCCCCGCCCCCCCACCGCCACGUCCCCCUCACCAACGCCGCUAACCUGCUGCUACAUCACGGCUUGACCACCCACUCGCAAACCCUGCUGGAGCAAGCCAUGGCUAUCAAUGCAUCGGAGCCCCACACCCUCAUCAGCUUGGUGAGUGUUCAGUUGGCUCAGGGCAAUGUGACCGGCGCUCUGGCCUUGUUCCGCCACAUCCUGGUGACGGCCUUUUCCUCCUCCUCCUCUUCCUCCUCCUUCGCUGGCUGUGAGCAGUGUCGCGCCAGCCUUCCUCUGCUGCGCUGUCUGCAGUUCUACCCCUUCCUCUACAACCUCUCACAUCGACAGCCCUGCUCACAGGGCGCCGCCUGCUUGGCUGAAAAGGAGCUCGGCAUUCAGCUGGAGGAGUGGGAGGGCAGCGAGGAGAAGCAGGAUGCCCCCCCCCUCUCUGCCAUGGAGGACUCCUUGCUCUUUGAGAAGGUGAUCCUGGACAGUAACGGCUCGGGUGAAGCAGCCGGUCAGCAGAGGGAUGCUCCCUCCGCCUCUGCAAACGCUAACAUGGCCACUCCAUUUGGUGGUGGAGCGGUGGAGGGGGAGGAGGAGUGGCAGCUGAAAGAGGACCUGAUGGGGGCUUUUGAGGGAGCGCUUGAUGUCGGGGGCAAACGGGGGGACCUGCGAGGGAUCCGGGUGCUAAAGAACGACCGUGUCAUGGGAUCCCGUGCCGGUGGUGGGCCCUGCUUCGGGAACUGUGAGGAUGACGAGGGAGCUGAGUGGAUCACCUUCCAGGUAAAGCGGGUGAGGAAGGCUAAGGUGGAUGGGACAGAUGGAGUCUCCAGCUCUGAUGAAGGCCAGCACGGGGAGUCCCUGCCUGGAGGACACUCUGUCUUGGAGAUAAGCGGGCCAACUAUCCCAUCGCCUGGCCCUUCAGGCCGCUGGAGGGACUACACAAGUCUUGGCUGGCCGGGCCCCGAGGAGUGCCAGCGGACACGCAGGGUGGACCUCACCACUGUAGCUAGCACCUGGCUAGCUGUUUCUGCCAAGAACAUCGACAUCACAGAGCAUAUAGACUUUGCCACUCCGCUCCAGGAGCCAGCUGCUGAACCUUUAUGCAACGCCAACCUCGCUGCCAGCAUGCACACCCUGGACCACCUGGCGGGGGUGGCCAACCGCGCCGCCAUCCACUACACCGGAGAGAGCCAGCUGCGGGAGGUCCUGCAGAACCUCGGCAAAGAUAAGUUCCCCCCUCAGUCCUUUGAGCAGGUGGGGACACGCAUCGCUAAAGUCCUGGAGAAGAACCAGACAUCAUGGGUGUUAUCCAGCAUGGCUGCGCUGUACUGGAGGGUCAAAGGUCAAGGCAAGAGAGCCAUCGACUGCCUGCGGCAGGCCCUCCACUACGCCCCCCACCACAUGAAGGACGUGCCCCUCAUCAGCCUGGCCAACAUCUUCCAGAAUGCACGGCUAUGGGACGACGCUCUGACAGUCGCCCGCAUGGCCGUAGAGAUCGCCCCACACUUUGUCGUGAACCACUUUACCCUCGCCAACGUCUACAUAGCAAUGGAGGAGUUUGAGAAAGCGAUGCGCUGGUAUGAGUCCACUCUGAAGCUGCAGCCAGAGUUCGCCCCUGCCAAAGAUCGACUGAGAACCAUUCAGUGUUACCUGCUCACCAAGAGGGAGCGCCGACAGCCAUAGACCGCUUCAUCACAGGACCCCCUGCUGUCAUGAAAAUAACACUCACACACACUCAUCGGAAAACCACAGAUAAGCUGCACACAAGUGUAAGAAACCGUCAUGUGGUUAAAGAUGAGGAGUCAAUAUUCAUAUCCAGUGGAAUCUGGGUUCUAACCCCCCAAAGAAUUAGGUUUCGAGACGUCACUGAGUACAACUGUAGAUAACUUUGCCCCACUACUUCUGAAUGCAGGACCUCUUGUUAUCUAACAAUCAAGAAGUCAUGAUUGUCUGCUUUACUUGCAAAAAUGAAAGGGAAAUAAAAUCAAAUACGGUUUGCAAAUUACAUUAAAUUCUUAAAUAUUCUGGUUUCAUCCUCUGCUAAUUGGCUGGAAAGUUUACAUGCUUAAAGAUAUUCAAGCAUGUUGGUAUUGGGUGCCUGAAAUGGCGCCAUGUUUUAAUGUACCUUAAUUGGACAUUUCAAAUGAGAAGAUGUUUUUCAUUCUUCGCUGAGAUGGUUAGGAAUGUGCCUCUAGACUCCGAGGUUAAAGGGGUUUGCGUUGGAAGAUAUGCCCUCAAUUUUUCUGUUUCAUAAAAUGGAUGGGAAUUCUCAGUUUUUCUUUUGCACUUUUAUUUCAUUAUCAUUCCUAUUUAUAUGGGACCUACAAACUUUGAUUUGUUCCAAGGUCAUUUAAAAACAAAAGAGAGGAACUGCAACAUGCUAUGCUUUGCUUCCUGACUUCUGGCACUCAUAAGGCAGAACAAAGGAUUUGCUAUAGACCAUCUACAAUAAAAAAAAAACUAAAGUGGAAUCUGUAUUUAAUGUACAGUAUUAAAGGCAGUGUGUGGAUUUCAUUACUUCA
Notothenia coriiceps (black rockcod) is the source of this 4505-nucleotide messenger RNA. It is a transcript of the gene ttc17, whose product is annotated as tetratricopeptide repeat domain 17. The record is from RefSeq and is a predicted model, not a curated record. Gene Ontology annotation, biological process: actin filament polymerization; cilium organization. Gene Ontology annotation, molecular function: protein binding. The transcript is spliced from 25 exons. The coding region runs from base 40 to 3666 and encodes 1208 amino acids. Lineage: Eukaryota; Metazoa; Chordata; Actinopteri; Perciformes; Nototheniidae. Gene Ontology annotation, cellular component: actin cytoskeleton; cytoplasm.